UUGACAAAGGCUCGACAUUUACGCAUUUUUUGAGAGGGUUUCGUUACAAAAGCUAUUUUAAACCAUAAGCUUGCAAGAGUUCAACUGUACUUUAGGAAGCUUCUUGAUGAAUCCAUUCUCGCGAGAAAUCAACUCCAAUUUGGUAAUCGCGAGAAGUCCCAUUUUAGGUCUGGCUUUGGUUUAGCACCAAUAAAUAGCUUUUUAUAAAACAGCAUCACUGCUCUUUCGUAAGAGUUCGACUUUGAAUCUAAAAUUUACGAGCCGCACUUGAACGCAGCACCCCUUUCGACUGCGCCAAAAGAUGGAGGACUAUCCCAAGAAAGAAGUCCCUGAAAACCUCGACGAUCCGCCCAACAGCAGGCUGUUCCUGGUUACGAGUCGCAGCAUCACCGAAGAUGAGCUCCGCGAACGUUUCUCCAGAUUCGGGGACAUCCAGGGGGUCUGGGUCGUCAAAGACCGGCAGACCAAGGAGUCCAAAGGCAUCUCCUACAUCAAGUUCGCCAAAUCCUCGCAGGCCUGCGCGGCCAUGGAGGAGAUGCACGGGCAGAUGCUGUCGGACGAAAGCAAACCCAUCAAGGUCUUCAUCGCUCAGUCUCGAUCUUCAACCAGACACAGAGACGUGGAGGAUGAGGAGCUCACCAGGAUCUUCGUCAUGAUCCCCAAAACCUUCACAGAGGAAGAUCUGAAAAACACUUUCAAAGAGUACGGCGACAUUGAAUACUGUGUCAUCAUCAAAAAUAAACUCACCGGGGAAAGUAAAGGACUCGGCUAUGUCAGAUACUACAAACCCUCCCAGGCUGCCGUGGCCAUAGAGAACUGUGACAAAUCGUACCGGGCCAUCCUGGCUGAGCCCCGCUCCAAAUCCAACACCUCUGAGGACUACUCUGGAGGGGGGAGCAGAGGGGAAUACAGCGGAGACUCCAGCAACCAGUACGGCUUCCACGCAGCAGAUCCCGGGAACUAUGCGCUCCCAGACAGCCGUGCGGGGGACUUCACGCGCUCGCUGAUGGUGUCCACGCGGGCAGCGCUCUCGCAGGAGCAGAUCUUCGCUCUGUUCGACCUCAUUCCCGGCAUGGAGUACUGCGAGCUGCAGAGAGAUUCGUACGGGAUGAACAAAGGGUGUGCUAUGAUCCGCUACAGUAACCUUGGCUCUGCCCUUUACGCCAAAGAGAAACUGAACGGUUUCGAGUACCCGCCUGGCAACAGACUGGUGGUGCACUUCCUCGAUGACGGCGAGGACCGCAGCAGCUCUGUGGGUCGGAUGGCCAUGCAGUUUGUUGCUGCUCAGAUGAUGUCCUCGGUGUGGAACGGAGCGCCCAGCAGCCAAAUGCUGAAACCUCAUGUGAGGAACACUUUGGAGAUUCACAACAUCAAAAGUUUCUCGCCCUCGCCGUCGAUGUCCCGUAUCCAGACAGAUGUCAGCCUGCCAUCCCUAAAGAAGCUGGCCCCCCCUGACAGUAAAACCAAGGAGCGCCUGUUUGUGGUGUUCAGCCCCUCCCCGCUGCCCCCCGAUGUGCUGGAGGACGUCUUCUGUCGCUUCGGGUCCCUCAUUGAGGUCCAUCUGGUUCCGGGUCGGAAGGUGGGAUACAUGAAGUACGCAGACAAACAGUGCGCUGACGAGGCCAUGGUGGCGCUGCACGGCCGCGUCGUCAACGGCGUGAAGAUGAAGGUGAUGCUGGCUGAUCCUCCCAGAGAGGAGUCGCAUAAACGGCCCCGCACCUACUGAGGCAGCGGGGGGCGGCGACUGUCUUGACUGACACCUGACCUGACAGACCCUCAAACCACACCUCCUGACCUCUGACCGACCUUUGACCCCUGUCUGACGUUGCUUCUUCUGGGGAGAUGACCCAGAACUGUCUGAACUUUGAAUGGCCUCAAUAAAAAUUCUGCUUCA
Messenger RNA from Oryzias melastigma (Indian medaka), 1894 nucleotides. RefSeq names its product RNA binding motif protein 45 (gene rbm45). The transcript is spliced from 11 exons. The record is from RefSeq and is a predicted model, not a curated record. Lineage: Eukaryota; Metazoa; Chordata; Actinopteri; Beloniformes; Adrianichthyidae. Gene Ontology annotation, molecular function: RNA binding. Bases 302 to 1726 code for a protein of 474 amino acids.